Molecule: messenger RNA, 2991 nt
Organism: Lucilia sericata (common green bottle fly)
Lineage: Eukaryota; Metazoa; Arthropoda; Insecta; Diptera; Calliphoridae
Product: probable RNA-binding protein 19
Exons: 4
Coding region: 106-2817 (903 amino acids)
Cellular component (GO): nucleus; ribonucleoprotein complex; cytoplasm
Molecular function (GO): mRNA binding
Source: RefSeq, a predicted model, not a curated record
UCGCAUUUUAGUACAUAAACAAUGUAAUUUGUGAACGUUUUUCUAAACACAGUCUUAAAAAUUAAAGUUUUUUAUCACAAAAAUUUACACUAAAAAUAAAUAAACAUGUCGAGAAUUAUAGUUAAACAGUUGCCUAAAAACAUAACUGAAGAUAAACUGCGAAAUUUGUUCGGUUCUAAAGGCACCAUUACUGAUAUGCAAUUAAAAUACACUGCAGAUGGAAAAUUUCGACAGUUUUGCUUUAUUGGCUAUAAAACGGAAGAUGAGGCACAACAGGCCAUUAAAUUUUUUAACAAUACCUGCAUCCAGACCAAUCGUAUACGCGUUGAAAUGUGUGCCAAUUUGGGCAGUGAGGAUAAACCACAAUCGUGGAGUAAAUAUGCGAAAGAUAAUAAAAAAGAAAUGGAUUUGGUGAAAAAAGUCAAGGAAACCUCCUUAGAAGAUAAGAAAAAGGAAAAGGCACAAUCAAAGCUAGAUGAAAUUAUAGGUAAACACAAAGAUGAUCCCGAAUUUCAAGAGUUUAUGAAGGCUCACGAAAGCAAGCGCUCGUUAUGGGCCAAUGAUGCAGCAGAGGCAGUAGAAAGUGAAACUAAGGAGAAACAAGUAGAUUCUGAUAAAGAAGAUCAAGAUGAGGAAGAUGACAAAGUAACAGAGAACGAACAAAGUGAUGAAGAGGAUGAAAAUCAAAACGAAGAUGAAGAAGAGGAUACUAAAUUGGCUGAAAAACCUAUAAGUGAUUUGGAAUAUAUGAAAUCUCUAAUGGUUUCCUCAGAUUCGACAAAAUCAUCAGCCAAAACUAAACAAUCUAACAUUGACUUAUUUACCAUCAAAAUCCAUAAUGUCCCCUAUAAAACUAAACGGCAGGAAAUUAUCAAAUUUUUCAAACCCUUAAAACCUUACUCGGUGCGUUUGCCUUCCAAAGUACAUGGAUUUUGUUAUGUGGGUUUUAAGACCGAAAAGGACAUGACCAAGGCCAUGUUGAAGAACAAAAGUUUCAUUAAGGGGAAACAAGUGUUUUUCUCCGAUUUCACAGAGAAAAACAAAAUCACUAAGGCCAAACAGGCGGGAAAAGGAGACGCUGAAAUCAAGGCCAUGACAGACAAAAACUCAAAAUGGAAAAUACAGGAAUCAAGCUUAAACAACGAAGAAGAUAUAUCGGAGUCGGGUAAAAUAUUCUUUCGCAAUUUAGCUUAUACUGUAAGUGAGGAUGAUUUACAGAAAUUAUUUGAACAAUAUGGUCCAGUGGCCGAGUUAAAUCUACCUGUGGAUACGGUAACCAGACAAAUUAAAGGUUUUGGUACGGUAACGUUUUUGAUGCCCGAACAUGCGGUGCUGGCUUUUAAUAAGCUAGAUGGUACUACAUUUCACGGUCGUCUAUUACACUUAAUACCCGGCAAGAGCAGUAAGGCUGAGGAAGAGCAAGACGAGGAAAAUGAUAGUGCUCUAACGUUUAAACAGAAAAAAGCUUUAAAAUUAAAGAAAACUGCCCAAAAUUCAGUGACUUGGAAUACUUUGUUCUUGGGUGCAAAUGCGGUGGCAGAAAUUUUAGCUAAAAAGUUUGACACCACCAAACAACGUAUUUUGGGGACCGAUGAGGGUGGUUCUAGUGCUGCCGUACGUGUAGCUUUGGGAGAAACACAAAUUGUGGUAGAAAUGAAAAAAUUUUUAGAGGAAAAUGGUGUGCGCAUUAAUGCCUUUGAUACACAGAACGCCAAACGUUCAAAAACAAUAAUUUUAGCCAAAAAUUUACCACCCGAUACCAGCGUUCAAGAUUUAACACCCAUUUUCGGUAAAUUUGGGCCAAUAGGUAGAAUUGUUUUACCACCCAGUGGCGUCACAGCCAUUAUUGAAUACUGUGAUCCUUCAGAAGCCAGACAAGCCUUUAAAAAGUUGGCUUAUAGUAAAUUCAAAAAUGUACCUUUGUAUUUGGAAUGGGGACCAGAAGAUACGUUUACCACCAGUCUGUCGGGAGAACCUUUGGUAGCAAAAAUUGAAAAUGAACCUACGGCGGAAACUAAUGAAACAAAAGAAAAUAUUAAUGAAACCGAAGAAGUUCCUAAUGAUGAAAAUGAAGAUGAUGGUGAUGAAUUACCUGAGCCCAAUACUACUCUUUUCUUAAGGAAUUUGAAUUUUAAAACGGAACAGGAAGCUGUAUACAAACACUUCAAAUCUUUGGGUCCCAUACAUACGGUAGAAAUUGCCAAACGUAAAGAUCCUAAAAAUCCCAAAAGCUUUUCUUCCCUCGGUUAUGGUUUUAUACAAUUUAAAAAAUCUGCCACAGCGGAAUAUGCUCUAAAGAAUAUGCAAUUCACCAACAUUGAGGGCAAUCAAGUGGAACUCAAACGCAGUGAUCGUCUACUUAAAUCUGCCAUUACAAACCAGGGCCAACGCAAAAAGGUAGAGAUAACUAAACAAACUGGCACCAAAUUGCUGGUGCGUAAUAUACCUUUCCAAGCCAAAGUUAAUGAAGUUCGUGAUCUUUUCAAGGCUUUUGGGGAGUUACGUUCAAUACGUUUGCCGAAAAAGAUGACACCUGGUGAAGACUGUCAUCGAGGUUUUGGUUUUGUUGAUUUCGUCACAAAAAGUGAUGCUAAAAAGGCCUACGAUGCUCUGAGCCAAAGUACUCAUUUAUACGGUAGACGUAUUGUGCUUGAAUGGGCAUCUACGGCUGAUGAAGACGUGGCUGCAUUAAGAAAAAGAGCAGCGGAUGAGUACAAUAGUUCUUAUCAAAAUGAUAAUGCAAAGCGUAGCAAACGUGCUGUAUUCGACACUGAGGGUAAUGCUAAGAGUAUAGCUAAUGAUGAAGAUGAGGAUUAAGUUAAUGAAAAUAAUGGUUUACAUUAGAUUAGUGUGUAUUUAAAGUACUGUGUCUUUUAAUUCUUUUGUAUGCAUAAUAGUUUUAUCUAAACUAAAAUAUAUGUAUAAAUAUAUUUCGAUUAAGCUGAAAAUAUGUAUAUUUAAAUAUACAUUUUAAUAUUAACAGAGAAAUGU